Messenger RNA from Pocillopora meandrina, 1425 nucleotides. The record is from the annotation of a GenBank genome assembly. Lineage: Eukaryota; Metazoa; Cnidaria; Anthozoa; Scleractinia; Pocilloporidae.
GGUAAGCCAAGAGGUUUAAGGACCGCUCGUAAACUCCGAAACCACCGCCGAGACCAAAGAUGGCAUGACAAGGGAUACAAGAAAGCGCAUUUAGGAACAGCACUGAAGGCUAACCCUUUUGGUGGUGCCUCCCAUGCCAAGGGAAUUGUUCUCGAGAAAGUGUAUGUAUUUAAUGUUCUUCAUUCUUGAUUAAGAGUCUUUGUCUGAAGUAUUUUAACAAUCGCUGAGCAAUUUGGCUAUCAUCAUGGACUUGUACACUUCUUUAGAUUAGAAGAAUGUAAUUUUCCAUCCCGUAUCCUUGUCUGUGACACUGUUUAAGGUAUUAUUCCGCCGUUUGUUUGAUGUGAGAUCGUCGUUAUAUUUUUCAACGAGUAAUAUAUGAAACUCUGCGGUUGUUUGAGUCAGUUGUCUUAAAUUUAUGAACGAGGUUAGAGUCACUGGAUCGAGGGAAACCAUGAAUUUUCAGUGCUAAAAUCCUCGAAAAGAAAAUGUGAUCUUAUUCACUGGGCGGCCUGCCUUAUUCCUGCCUAGAACAGCGGAUUAACUCAGUCACCAGUUCACAUACAUACUCCAGGAAUUCCCCACUACAGCUUAAUGGUAGAAUCACUGGAUAAUAUGCCGUUCUCAGCCCGAGCUAUGCUGCCAUUUAAGUAUACUCAGAAUUAUUGAUACUUUCACUCGAAAUAUUCAAAUUCCAUCAUAGGACUUCAAUAAAUAGAAACUUACUUUUACUGAAAGGUAAGUUUUCUUGGCUGGGUCAGGCAAAGUGAUACUGAAAUCAGGAAGGUACAUUUCCAGCAUGAGGGCUGAUUUCUGGGUGCAUUGUUAGUGUGGAGGAAGGGUGUUUAUGAAUUUUGGUUUUUACGCUUACAUACUGGGUUUCCAGCAAGGGUUGCAUAAUUUAGGGCCCUGAAUGAAGAAAAUACAUUAACCUCAUUCAAAGCACUGAACCUGAAUUAUUCUUGAUAAACACAUACUGGAAUCUGUUUGAAGUGAUUAUUGCCUUGCUCAAACCUCCAGUGUUUUUGUUUUGGUGGUCAUUGUUGGGUCACUUUCCGAAACAACUUUUUGUAUUAAUGAAUAAGUGUAGUUAUGUGUUGAACAUUUGGCAUAUUGAAUUGAUGACAACAGUUGACAUCUAAAUGUUUGUUUUGUAGGGGAGUGGAAGCUAAGCAGCCAAACUCUGCUAUUCGAAAGUGUGUUAGAGUACAGCUCAUUAAAAAUGGAAAGAAGAUCACUGCCUUUGUGCCAAAUGAUGGUUGCCUUAAUUUCAUUGAAGAAAACGAUGAAGUUUUAAUCUCUGGUUUUGGCAGAAGAGGUCAUGCUGUGGGUGAUAUUCCUGGUGUGAGGUUCAAGGUUGUAAAGGUUGCUAAUGUUUCACUUCUUGCUCUUUUCAAAGAGAAGAAGGAACGACCUCGAUCCUAA